GCCCAACCGUUGCCGUGAUGUGGACUUCCAGAUUUGGGAUAUCCAGGUGGACAUGCAAUCUCCCAAGCGCGACGUGAUCCUCAAAAGCACCUCCCAGCCCGCCUUGAGGACGCAUACCAGAAGAGAUGACAUCCGCAUGUUGGAUGUCCAUCUUCGAGAGGUCCAGCUGGUGCUCGGGCAUUUGGAAGUCUCAGUGACUGGUGCCCUGAUGGACCAAGCGAGGCUACUGAGGAGGAAUUUGACACUUGGCAUGGGUGGUCUGACCUUUGAGCAGGUGCUGUCAAGAGCAAAGGGUGGCAUCCACUUAAGCAACCCACAACCGCCAGCUGCAUCAUCCAAGUUGGUGGUCAGCAACCUCGUGGCGCGCGAAGCCAAAGUGGAUGUUUGGUGCCAGCUGCACCUUCCUGAUGCUUACUAUUUGCCGAAGUCUUUGAGGGACACCAUUCAGGUAGUCAGCCUUGGAGCGACAAGACUGGAUGUCAAGGGAGCCCACGUGAAGUUACCUUCCCAGGCCCUGUUUACCAACCAACCCGCGGAGGGCAAUGUGAGCAUUGUGAUGUCAAAGGUUUGGCUGAACUACCUGCCUUUGGUGAAGGCUUGCUGGCGCUCCCUGCUGCAACAUUCCAACAUCUUCCUGGGUGGCCUUCUGAGCCGGCACACUUGGAAUCCCCGGCAACGGAAGGAUUGGCCCAAUGCUAGCCCACUCUGCCGGAUAGGCAACUUGGGGGAGCUACACCUGCGUUCGGCAGAUUGACACAGAAGGU
Durusdinium trenchii is the source of this 764-nucleotide messenger RNA. The record is from the annotation of a GenBank genome assembly. NCBI's taxonomy places the organism in Eukaryota, Dinophyceae, Suessiales, Symbiodiniaceae.